Molecule: messenger RNA, 10256 nt
Organism: Musca domestica (house fly)
Lineage: Eukaryota; Metazoa; Arthropoda; Insecta; Diptera; Muscidae
Product: protein bunched, class 2/F/G isoform
Exons: 5
Coding region: 3889-9909 (2006 amino acids)
Biological process (GO): regulation of transcription by RNA polymerase II
Source: RefSeq, a predicted model, not a curated record
AGAAAGAAAAAAAAAAACAUUUUCCAUUUGGGUGGAAAAAAAUGUCAGUAUUUGAAGCAAAAAUUGUUUAAAGAGAGUGCAAGAGGGAAAGAGACGGUGUCAGUGGCAAUUGGCAUGGGAGAGAGCAGUAGUAUGUGUUUGCGCCGUGUAUAUUGGUGUAGUGUUGUUGUUAUUUUUAUUAACAAAAAAUAUUCUGAUUCGUUUUUUUUUUUGUAAUUCUUCUUCUGGUCUUCGAUAAUUGUGCAGCAUGGCUGGCUGAUGUUAAAGAAUUGUUUAAAUAAAUAAAUGGAUUAAGAAAUGCGCUGAGAAAACUAAUUGCAAACAAAAACCAAAUUUCAAUGGGUAUGACAAAGAGAGUUUUGUUUCCCCUCUUCCUUACAAAAGAGCACAACUACAAAAAGCCGUGUGGUGUGAGAAAUUCUAGUGGCCGCAGUGAAUAAUUUGUGAAAAUUUGCAAAAUUAAUGUAUGCUGUUGGGCUGCCACCACCACCACAACAACAACGGAAUAUAACAAUUUUAUAUUGUACAACAAAUGCCAGAAUAUUAUUUGUUGUUGGUCUGAUCCCAGCAAAUCAUUGGAAAAACGAGUCAUCUGUUUUUUGAAUAUUGUCGCGGAAUUUAUUAUGCUCUUUGUUUUGUUUUUUUUUUUUGCUUGUUAAGAGCGCCGACAUCUCUCACUCUCUCUUUCUCCAGUUAGAAUUCUCUUGUUGCCUCCAGUUGGUGGAAGUUCAUUUGUGUUUUUCUUUUCUUUUGGUCUUUUUACUCGCCGAAUUGUGUUCUCUUUCUCUCGGCCUCCCCUUUUUCAACUCGUUGUUUGUGACACUUUUGCGAACUCGUUCGGUCUGCGAAAAUUUUUGCCAGUUUGAGAAACGGCGAAGAGGCAUAAACACCAAAAAACCUUAAGAAAAAAACGCGAGUGUUGUGUGUUAACAAAAAUUCAAGUAAACAACAACAUUAACGUCAAACGGAAACGUAAACAAAACCAACCAACCAACAACAAAUCAACUUUUCGCUAUUCAAACCAAAUUUUUCAAAGUUUUUUCUUUUUUUCUACAAAUUUCAAACCGUCUCGUCCCACAAAACGGCUUUCAUAAUAAUUUUACAAAAUAAUUUAGUGAAUUUUUGCAACUUUUAAAAGAAAUUUUUUCAAAACCAUAACCAUAUAAAAAAAUAAAUAAAAUACCUAGUGUUAAUCAUAUAUAAGUUAUUAUAAAAUAAAAUUAUAUAUUGUUAGUUUAAAAGAAAAGAAAACAGAAGGAGAUAAAUAAUUAUAAAAAAAUUAUACGAAAUAAAAUAAUAAAAAUCAACCUCCCCCUAAAAAAAAGAAGCUAAAGUGUUCAACAAUUUGGCCAAUUAAAACCUAACCUAACAAAAAAAAAAAUAGUUUUAUUAAUGAUCUUCAGUUAACCAAACAAAGGAAAUUUUUAUGUUUAUUUACGCAGUGAAAUGAAAAUGAAAAAUAUUUUAAUUUUGUGAAAGAAAAAAAAAUUAAAAAUUAUUUUUUUGAGUGUCUAUGUCAGUGUCAAAGUUUUGAUAUAAUUUUCAAAAUUUUUGUAAAUCUUGAGAAGUUGGAAACUAUUUCUUCUUAAAUCAUCGCAAGCUGAGCAUCAACUACGUAAUAGAGAUUUGCUCUUUGUUACAGUUAAUUUUUCAUUCUCUCUCUCUCAUAUUUGUGUUCUCUCCUCCUCUGCGUUCAGUGGAAAACCAAGAUAAAUGAAGUGAUUUUAUUCAUCCACUAAUUGAAAUUUAUUACCGGAAAUUUAAUAAUACACGAACACCACACAGAAAAGCUAACCCAGCGAACCAACUAAGCUGCUGUCCGAAAGGGAAACGAAAUCAUCUGAGAGCGAGAGUCAAGCGGAAUUUUUUUUACACUGUGAAAAAAUAAAGCGAUCAGCACCGUUAAAUUGAAUAUCUAACGAACUCACUCUCUCUCUUCCUCUCGUUUGCUCUCCCUACUUCUCUUGUCUAACGGAAGAGAAUGUUUAGGCUUUGUUUGGCCGUGUAAAACGUGAGAGUUAACACCUACCUGUGUGUGUGUGGAGAGCCAUAAUUUGUGUGAGUGGACAUUAUCCUCUCUCGCCGUUUUCUUGUGGAGUCUCCCUCAAAACCAAAAACAAAACAACAAAACUUGAUUUUUAUUCAAAAAUCUUUUGCGGAAAGAGAAAACGCGCUCUCUCUCUCUCUUCUUUAAAUAAAAGAGAAAACAUUGACUUUUAAGUUUUGUUUUUUUUUUUUCUCAAAUCUGAAACUUUUGUUGAAAAUUGCCGCGGUAAUGCAGUCGUUAUUUUUACAAUCGUUUUGCGUUGUCGUUGCUAAACUUCGUUGUAAUUUCGUAUUGAUGACAAUAUGCAUCGCCAGCAUUGUCGCUUAGUUUAUUUUUAUAACGUUAAAAACGUCGUCACCGCCGCCGCCGUCGUCGUCGAAGUCGCCGUCAUUGAUUUUGAAAUUGUCGCCGUCGUUGACAAUAUCAUCGUCCGUUUUAACGCCGUCGCGGAUUAUUUAACAACCGCCUUUGUGAAAAUCUUGCAAUACCAACAAGUUGUGAGCGAAAAAUUGAAACCUCCGCUCCUGUACCGGAACCACCAAGUCAAUAGUACUGCUGAGAUCUAUAAAAAUAAGGAAACAACAACGUCAAAGCCUUUAAUAGCCUGUAAAUCGUUUUCAACUUCCUCCGCCUGCACCUCCCCAGCCUAUCUGCCAGCUAAGGAAUCUUUGAAGCCCUCAUCUGUGUCGUCUGGCCGGCUCCAAGAUUUGUUGCUCUUGGCUAAGUUUUUAUUAAAAAAUACCAAAGUUUUUUCAUGAUCAUUGGUGUCCCAUCUUCAAGUCAGCAGUCCCAUCAAAAUCCCCAUCCUCAGCAGCAGCGCAGCCGGGUUUUUACUAACUAAUCUGAUUUGAAAAUCUAGAUUAUUGUCAACGUAUCCAACGUUCUGCGCUCUUCACGAACAAUGUUGUUGAAAUUCAAUUAGAUUUAAUUUAGUUUUGCUACUAUUAACCUCUAAACUUGUGACCGACAACUUUUGAGAUAAACGUGUGGUCAUCAUCAUCAUCGUCAUAAUCUCCAACAUCAACGAAAUCAUCAUCAGCUGCCACAGCAUCAUAGACGUAAUCAUAGAGAAUAAAAAUCAACUAGAAAAAAAUAUAGCAAAGCUCCCGAUCAUUUUCCCUCUCUCUCUCGUAUACGAGAAGAGCAAAUUCGACGAAUUUAUAACAAAAGUAAGCUCAACAGCUCUCCCAGCCAGUCAACCACCCACCCAUCCGAGUUUGGGGUUCUCUAAGUCAUUAUCUAACGGCUGGUCUUAGAUUGAGCAACGUAUAAACGACGUGAUAACAGUGCGGAUUAGGUUUUGCCAUCCAUAAUCUGGCUAGACCCCAAAUCACCCGAGAGAGAAAAACGGAAACGGAAACUUCAAAGAAGACUUGUAGAAUAUAGCCUAAAUAGAAAAAAAAAAAAAACAACCACAACAAGGACAAAAAACAGAAUUACGAUCCAAGAUCAAAUUUUAAAGCAGCGCGAUAAAAAAAAAACCAAAAACAAUUUUAGUUAAACCUCCCCCCCCCCCCAAAAAAAAACGAACUUUAAAUUAAUUUAAAACAAUUGUCAUCCCUAGGAUAAAUCAACAACAACCACAACAACUAAAACUAAAUUUAACAAAAUUUUAAACCUAAGUUUCUCAACUCUUUUUUCCAACAAUUCCAACUAAGCUGUAUUCAGCUACUAAGAACAAAAACAACAACAACAACAAAGAUUCCUUAACCACCAUUACCAACACACUCAAGUUCAUUGGUCUUAUAUUCGAUACAUUGAUUACACCCGGGUUUGGUUGGACAAUACGCACUACCCUGGAUUUGCUGUUGAAAAAGUUGCGGACUCUGAAAACCCCGAUUAUGGCCGAGAAUCAAACUGCCACAGAGGAUUCCGGUCAGCAACAACAAUCGCAAACUCAGACACAAACACAGCAUCAUCAGCAUCAGCAACAGGAGGAAGCAGAUACCCAGGAACAUCCUCAAGAAAAUACCGUAGAAGAACAGCAUCCCGAAGAAGAUCAGCACCAACACCACCACCAAUCAGCCGGCACAACACCCCACUCAUUGUUGUCCACCCAAAAUUCCGAAGAACUAUCCUCAUCGUCAGCUUUAAAUUCACCCGAGACACCACCCAACGAAAACAAUUCGUCCUCAUCGCCGGACGAGCCCCAGACCAUUGUCAUAGCCAGCAGUCGUCAGCAGCACCACCACCAACAGCGGCAACAGCAAUCACCUCAAAACUCACCAGCACGCAGCAUGAUCGAUCGUCCUGUGUCCGCUCGUUUUAAGGUGUCGACGAACACACCACAGCGUCGCAAUACCAUCCAAUCCACCACUGCGCCCCGGGUGGCCAGUACCACAGCCAUCAAGAAACCCACCCUGGUCAAGGUGAAUUCCCUGAACACCAGCAAUACGGUGGACAAAAACAACAGCGCCAACAAUACCAACACCAGUAUGGACAAACAUCACCACCAUCACCAGCAACACCAUCAUCAGCACCAUCAUCAUCAUCACAGCAACAGUAUGGCGAAUCAACAGCAGCAGCAUCAUCACCAUGCCCAUCACCACACCCAUCAGCACAACACAAAUUCGACUGCUUCCACCACAACUACUGCGGCAACCACCACCUCCACCUCGACGGCCAUACAACGCACGACCAGCGAGUGUCUGCGUCUGAAUGCUGUGCCACCACCUUCCAAUACCCCGGCCACAGCUGAUUCGCUCUCGAACGCUACCAGCUACAACAGCAUUCAUUCGAAUCUAACCAACAACAGCUCUAGUUCAGCCUCUGUGGCGCCCAAAUCGACCAGCUCCAAUGCCAGUCAUUCGACCAAGAAUUCCACCUCGAAAUCAUCCUCGGCAAACUCAAGCAAGGCCUCGUCGCCCAACAACAACAACAGCAUUGCCGAACAGCCCUCACCAAAUCAGGGUGCUGCGACCAUGCGUUCCACCAUGCGCACCCUGCGCAGCAGUUAUCUAUCUUCGUACAGCCAGAAUGUGACCAGAACCCAAAGCAGCAGCACCACCACCACCACUGGAGGCAAUAUGCGCAAGCCGCCCAAACCCACAUCCUCGUUUCAGAUUACCUCAGUUACCCUGGGUGGCAAUCCGAAACCUUCUCCCGUCACCGACAAUGGUGAGGAUGAGUCGGCCGACGAUUUCGAUGAAUCUCACACCGAUGACAACAGUCGCAUAACGGAUUUGGAAAAUGAAACCCCCUCCAUGUCGGAGGACACGUUUUCCAAGGAGGAGAUUUACUAUCACCAGGAUGACGGGCUCAGCAGUACGGCUCCAGCCAUACCCACUGGCUCACAGUUUGGGUUGGUGGUGGCCACCCUAGGAGCCCAGGAUAUAUCCAAUGUUCAGGUGAAUGUGGGUGAGAAUUUCAUUGAUGUGGUGCCCAGUGGCAGUGAUGUGAAAAAGGACUCGACCCAGCAUCGCAGCGAACGUUUCAAGGUGGUGAAAAUUGAGUCGACCGAACCGUUUCGUCGUGGUCGCUGGGUGUGUAUGGAUUACUUGGAUCACACCACAGUUCCCGGUGGUGGCAAAGGAGAUGCUGGAGGUGCAAACAACAACGAAAAGACUGAAGGCGGCGGUCCAGCGACUGCCGGUGAAAAUAAUGCGGGUGAAGGUGGUGGUGGGCCUCGAACCACCCAGAGUAUGAUUUUGGGUCAUGGCACCGCCGCCAUUUUGGAAAAUCACUUUGAUGCCAAUACCGCAGCUUCAGCUGAUGGCAAUUGGAAUUAUCCAGAGCCAGUAGCUAAAAUGCCAAUGGCAACGGGUGGUGGAGGCGGUGGCGGUGGAGGUGCCGGCAUAAACACAGCCCCUGCCACGGUGGUCCAUGGCCUACAGCAAUUUGUGGAUAGUGCAAAGGCUGAGGGAGCAGGAGGUGUUAUGACCUCGGAGGGUCAAUAUCAGACACCACCCCAGGAAGUGAAUGCCAAUACUCCGCAAAUGUCAAUGGGCGGACAGGUGUUGCAAGAUGGUCAGGGCCAACAGAUACCCAUUGAUUUUGCCACCUUGGCGGCCCACAAACUCAAGCAAUCGCUGGAAGAGUUGAAGCGUCGCGAAGAGGCCAUAGAGGCUUCGGAAAAGGCAGCGGCUGCAGCUGCCGUGGCCUAUAUACCGGGACGUUCGCAGCCCGUUAAUUUUGAGGCAUUCAAACAACAGCAACAACAACAGCCACCACAACAGGUGUCCAUGCAACAGCAGCAGCAGCAGCAGCAGGCCAGUCAAGCCGCCCUGCAGCAACAGCAGCCACCACCACCGCAGGCCCAGUCUCAGCAAAGUCAGCCACAGCAACAGGCCCAGGUCCAACAGCCCCACACUGUUUCCUUGCCCAGCAGCAUUAACAUGCAGAAUGGCAGUAUAUCCAUAUCGUCGGAUAACAGUAAUGUGGGUUCCCCAGCUGGUGCCAAUAUCCAGCAGCAGGCGCAACAGCCCCAGCAGCCCAUAAUGGCCCAGCAAGGACAACAACAGCCUCAGCAGGCCUACAAUAUUGACAUACAACAACAGCAACAACAACAUCAGCCAUUGUCACCAGCUCCGCAACAGACACCCCAGGUACCCCCAACCUAUGUGACUUCGAACUUCCAGUCCACACCUCAUCAGACACCACAACAGCAGUCGCCACAAAUGGCUGAGGGUAUUGCUGCAGCGGCACCUCAGGCGCAACAACAGCAGCAGUUGCAACAAAUGCAGCAACAGCAAAUGCCACAGGCUGUGCAAAUGCAACAGAUUCCACAACAGCCGCAGCAGCCACAGCAGAUGGGACAAAUGCAACAAAUGCCGCAGCAACAGCCAGCAAUGCAACAGCAUUCGGUGCCCGUACAAAUGCAACCACAUUCAAUGCCGGUGCAAAUGCCACAGCAGCUGAGACAACAGAUGCCACAGCAGCCGCAGCAGCAACAGCCCAUGCAGCAGGCGGUUUCGCAACAAAUGCAACAGCAGACGCCAGCCCAGCCACAGAGGCAGCAAUCAUUACCAGUGCAGUCGCAACAGAUUCCGCCACAGGCCCAGCAGGGCAUACAACAAGUGCAACAGCAACAGCCUCGUUCGGUGUCUGUGUCUUCCGUGCCACAGCAACAGCCACCACAGCAAAUUCAACAAAACGUUCCGGUACAGCAGAUUCCACAGCAGCAGCAGCCAACGCAGCAACAACAGCAAAUGCAACGUCCUUCUAUGCCGGUGCAACAAAUUCCACAGCAACAACAAGCAGGCCAACAACAGCAACCACAAAUGCAACAGACAGUACCGGUGACGAUGCAACAAAUGCCGGCACCACAACAACAACAACAGCAAAUGGGACAGGGGGUUCCUGCAAACAUGCAACAGAUUCCACAGCAACAAAUGCCUCAGGUGGGGCAACAAAUUCCACAGCAACGUCAGGCUUCGCUACAGCAACAGACUUCACAAACCGAUGGUGUGGCUCGCAGCAUUAGUUUGCCACAGCAAAUGCCAACGCCACAACAGCAGCAGCAGCCACCAUCCAACCAAACUUCACUUCCGACACAAUUCCAACAAAUGCAACAACAACAGCCACUGGGUCCUGGACAAACGAUGCCAAUUUUGACACAAAUGACCUCGUAUCAACAGCCACAGCCACAGCAGCAGCAACAGCAGCAGGCGACCCAACAGCAAUUGCAACAGGCCUCAUUGGUAGCUCAACAGCAGCAGCAACACAGUGCCCCAGCUACCAUGGUCGAUAAUGCUGCGAUUUUGGCACAAAUCCAACAACAACAGCAGCAGCAACAACAACAACAACAACAUGCUUCAAUGGCUGGCACCACCAGCACCUCAAUGACCGCACCCAUGAUGACCAUGCAACCGGGCACAGCUACCGGGCCAGCAGCUGUUCAAUACCAACAACAGCAACCACCACGACCCCUUGAUAAUGCUCAGCAGCAACAGCCUGCAACAAGUGUUAAUGUCCACUUGAAUCCAAUAACAUCGGCCACGGUUAUGCCCACAAAUAUAGAGGGUCAAAAAAUGCAACAGCAGCAACAACAACCACAACAGCAAAAGACACCACAGCAAACUCAACAACAGUCGUCACAGCCAUCGCAACAACAACCACAGCAACAGCAGCAGCAACAACAGCAGCAGCAACAACAACAACAGCCGAAACCCUCAACAGCCACCACAUCACAAACAGCAUCAACAACUACAGCGUUACAACAGCAGCAGCAACAGCAACCUAUUGCAGAAACAGAGACUGAAAGAACCGUAUCCAGUCUCACCCAGGCCAUGAUCACCGGCAAUGCCGGUAAUAAUCGCAAACGGGCCUUUAGCACCCCGCACAUAGCCGCCAAUGUAGUUCAUCAAAUGCUUGCCACCUCAGCGUCAGCCACCUUGGCGGCUGCCGUGCAAACUCAGGUUACCCAAAGUGGAGGCAGUGAGUUCGCCUCUCCCUAUCACUUGGCGCCCUCCACAAAUGCUGGUGCAACAACGGCGGAUUUGGCCCAGCCAACAAAUGUAUAUUUCUAUAACAAAACCUCGUCGGGACGUUCUUCCUUCUGUGUGGAUGAGAGCAUAUGGAAGGCUACAAAUCUGGAGGGAGGCAAUAAUCAGGUGGUCUCCUCCGACAGCCAAAUUUACACAAAUCUUGCCAUGGGUGAUGAGCGCUAUAAACUUCCGGUGGAAUUUUGCAAUACAGUAUUGAGUCCAGGGGUUAGUAUUACAACCAGUCAAUAUGGUGGGGCGGAAGAGGAAAUGGUGGUGGAACAGCAGCAGGAUCAAGAGGAGAAUGAGGAAGACAUUGAUGAGGCCUCAGAUCAAUUUUCGCCUUUGCUCUAUGCCACAAUGCAGCAGGCAACUUCCCUGCCCAUACCCAUAAGUCCAGGACAAUCACCGACCCGCUUGGCCGUUAGUGGUGGCGGCGCGGGUGGAGCAGCAGCCAGCGGCGGUGGGGGAACGGUUAGUGGUGGUCAUCGCAGCCCUAGGGCCCACUCGCCCACAAGUCACAUGGCCUACAGUGCCAGUCCAGUGCCGGGAGCCUUUGGCUACUCCCCCUUCUACAGUGGUUCACCGGAAAACCAAUCAAACAAUGGUGGCUCCCAGCAAUCGUUGCCACCCAAGAAAAUAUCCUUUAGCUACGAUCCUUCGUUUGGUACGGCCGUCAAUCGUUUGGCCAUACCCCAGCAGCAGCAGCAACAACAACAAAACAUACCACAAAUGAGGAAAUUCUCCCAACCCAUAAGUCAAUUCACCACACCCAUACAGCCAGCCCACCGACUAUCAACAGUAUCGAUUGAGAGUGCCCCAGGGUCCCUGGUCUAUGCCACAUCGCCCACAUCCGGCGGCUUGGCCGUGAAUCCAAACAGUGCAUCUGGAACAAGUGCAGUUGCCAUCGAUAAUAAAAUCGAGCAAGCAAUGGAUCUCGUCAAAUCCCAUUUGAUGAUCGCCGUUCGCGAGGAGGUCGAGGUACUCAAAGAAAAGAUCUCCGAACUUAUGGACAAGAUCAAUCAAUUGGAGGUUGAGAAUACCAUCCUGAAGGCGAAUAUGUCACAGGAGACGCUGCAACAACUGCAAAUGCAGAUAACUGGAACGGCAACGCCCAACAACAUGAUUACGGCAGCGCCAACACCAACACCACCGGCAGCAACAGUGGCAGCGGCCAAUGCUAUAGCCGUGGUGGCCAACACCAAUGCUUUGGGCAAUCAGCAGCAGCAACAACAACAACAGAUUGCUGCCAUAAAUGCAGCAAAUACUGGCAGUGGCACGGCCACGCCCACAACAACACAAACAGAAAAUAUUGCCAAUGUAGAACAACAGCAGCAGCAACAACAUCAAAAUACUAGCAGCAGCCAGCAGCAGAAUGAUGAUGCAGCGGCAUUAUUGCAACAACAGCAGCAACAGGCAGCCAAUGGACCAAUGUCUUAAAUAUAAGUUUAAGUUAUGUUUUUAUUUUCUCUCUCUUUGCCCAAAAGAACACAGAAAACAACUACAACAACAAAACAAUUUUGUAAGGUUGUGUGUUACAAUAAGAAGAAGAAGAAAAAUUUGAAAACCAAAUUUUUGCUUAACAAACAAACAACAAAAAUGCAACACAAAAGUUUGUAAACAAACACAGAUGGUAAAGCAAAGCUAGGCCAGAAUAGCAACAAAUUGCCAAACGGGGAAAAGGAUGAACAAGGAAGGGAUUUUUUCUUUGUGGAAAAAGUAAAAUAAUUUAAAAAAGAAAUGGAUGAACUGAACUCUAGGCCCAACAAAAAUUGGAAAUAGAUAGC